AUAAUGUGACAACUUCAGUUGAUAGUGAAUUUAAUAAUUUGAUGUCCUCUGUUGAAACGGCUCCGAUGUCAACCCAAGAUUCUUUUCAACGAUCUUCCCUUAUAAAACCCUUAUUCCCUCCAACAAUUGACGACGAUGACUUGGUUAAGCCGAAAAAUGCUAGACUUUCAAAACCAUCUAGAGCUAAUAAAAUUAAAAACUCUCGAGCUUGUAAUUAUUGUCAAAAGUCUAAAGUUAAGUGCAACUAUUUGGACAGUAAUUCAUGUAAACGAUGUGCUGAAAGAGGACUCAAAUGCGCUUUUUAUCCGCAACAAAGAAGAGGUCCUAAACCCGGUAAAAAUACUAUAAUAGAUACACAAAAUUUGAAAGAUUUUCGAAAAUUGAAUCGAGACUUUACACAAAAGGCCCAUAAACUCGGAUUUGACGUGCACACCCGAAUUGUUACAUAUCCAAAUAAUAAUAAUUCAGGUACACUGAUUCCAAAUAAUACAACGUUGCCCGAAGAAAAUUUAAUUGUAGUAUAUCCAGGAUUCGCGCCACCACUACCAAUAUUAUCUUCUAUCGAUUGUGAGACUUCGAAUAGUUCAAUAUCAAAUUUGGAUGAUCAACGGUUUUUCAUGAACAAUGAGAUAGAACCGACCCUGAAUUAA
Molecule: messenger RNA, 650 nt
Organism: Dentiscutata erythropus
Lineage: Eukaryota; Fungi; Glomeromycota; Glomeromycetes; Diversisporales; Gigasporaceae
Source: the annotation of a GenBank genome assembly